AUGAUCGACCAACGUAUUUUCGAGGAUCUCCAAGCCAAGAUCGACGAGGAGACCACCGUCCGCGACGAGCUUCACGAGAUUGUCCAGACUCUCGCUAGAAAGGGACGGUCUACACAGGCUAUUCUCUCAAGGGCACACUCUACCCCUGCCGAUCAGCUCAAGCCCGUACUUGACGAUGCUGCCGUCGAGAUCCUCGCUCAGAAGCAAGAGGUCCUCCGGCUGAAGGCUGUCGCGGACCAGCAUCCUUUCUACAAGUACAAUGGUCUGUGGACCCGCGAGUUGCAGAACCUGGUUACCUCGAUCGAGCUGUGUGCUUGGCUCGGCGGACUGCAGGAGUACAAGGGCCCGAGCUCAGCUUCGUUCCUGACCAUUGAAGAAGUUGGCAAAUUCCUGGAGAUCCCUGUUAACCUGAAGGAGCAAGAUGCCUUCCACCUCACCAUCGAGGAGUAUCUGUUGGCCUUGAUCUCCGUGGUCGAGGAGCUGUCGCGUCUGGCCGUGAACUCGGUCACCCUCGGUGACUAUGAGCGCCCUCUUCAGAUUGGUAACUUUAUCAAGGAUCUCUUCGCCGGUUUCCAGCUGCUUAACCUGAAGAAUGAUAUUCUGCGGAAGCGGAGCGACGGCAUUAAGUACAGCGUCAAGAAGGUCGAGGAUGUGGUCUACGAUCUGUCGCUGCGGGGUCUGGUCCCCAAGGGGAGUGCUGCUGCAUGA
Molecule: messenger RNA, 708 nt
Organism: Penicillium cataractarum
Lineage: Eukaryota; Fungi; Ascomycota; Eurotiomycetes; Eurotiales; Aspergillaceae
Product: translin
Exons: 8
Coding region: 1-708 (235 amino acids)
Biological process (GO): RNA metabolic process
Cellular component (GO): nucleus; cytoplasm
Molecular function (GO): RNA binding; sequence-specific DNA binding; single-stranded DNA binding
Source: RefSeq, a predicted model, not a curated record